Sordaria macrospora k-hell is the source of this 1743-nucleotide messenger RNA. RefSeq lists its product as uncharacterized. Gene Ontology annotation, molecular function: peptidase activity. Gene Ontology annotation, biological process: protein modification by small protein removal. The record is from RefSeq and is a predicted model, not a curated record. Lineage: Eukaryota; Fungi; Ascomycota; Sordariomycetes; Sordariales; Sordariaceae.
AUGGAUGUCCACCUGCUCGUCUAUGACCUCUCGCGAGGUAUGGCGAAACAAAUGUCUGCUGGUCUUCUCGGUUUCCAGCUAGACGCCGUUUAUCACACCUCGAUUCAACUAAACGGGCGGGAAUAUGUGUACGAUGGCAACAUUGUCUCCAUCAUCCCUGGGUCUUCGCACCUUGGCCGGCCCUUGGAGGAGAUUUAUCUUGGAAAGACUGAGUUGCCCAUGGAGGUGAUUGAAGAGUAUCUAGACUCGUUGAGGGAAAUUUACACAAUGCAGACAUAUGAUCUCUGGACACAUAACUGCAACAAUUUUUCCAACGACCUUGCUACGUUUCUCCUCGGAAAGGGCAUUCCCGACUACAUCAUCAACAUGCCCCAAACGGUGCUCAGCUCGCCUAUGGGACAGAUGCUGAUGCCCAUGCUCAACCAGCAAAUCCAUGCCAACAAGCGUGGCGGUGGCAUUCUGGGUAUUCAGCAAAACACCCCUGGAAGCACGUCUAAGCCAAAAUCACAACUUCACCACCACGAGGGCAAGGUCCACAACGUCACCAGCCUGAAGGAGCUUCAGUCUCUUUUGGAGAAGUACCAGAACUCGUGUGCCGUCGUCUUCUUUACUUCAGCAACCUGUCCACCGUGCAAGGUGCUUUACCCUCUAUACGACCAACUAGCAGCUGAGCUGGGGGACAAGGGUGUUUUGAUCAAAGUCGAUGUCUCAGCUGCCUUCGACGUGGGAAGCGCUUACUCGGUCAGUGCAACGCCUACAUUUGUGACGUUUUUGAAGGGCAAGCAAGAAAACCGGUGGAGCGGUGCAGACCGAGGAGCGUUGCAAGGGAAUGUGCGUCUUUUGGUUCAGAUGGCGUGGCCGGCUCACGCCCACCAGUCUCUAAACCUUCCAACAUUUUCGAACCCGGGCACAAAACCGGUCCUCUACACCAAAGUACCGCCUCUGGAGAAACUGCUCACCAAAAUGGGCUCGGACGCCCAGAACCCGGCAGUGCAGGGUGUUAAGCAUUUCAUCGAGGCUCGAUCGAAAGACGGGCCUGCUGAGGCAACACUGCCUGAUAUGGCUGCCUUCACAACGUUUGUGCGCCAUUCGAUCAACAACGUGCCAACAGAAACUCUCUUUACGGUUGUUGACUUGAUGAGAAUCGGUCUCGUUGAUCCUCGUUUUAGCGGAUAUCUGGCCGAAGAGGUGGUACACGGUACCGUCACGGCGCUUCUGGAGCACGUCAACGACCUGAAGGAGUGCCCAUACGCUCUUCGAUUGGUUACCCUGCAAAUGGCAUGCAACCUAUUUUCCAGCCAGCUCUAUGCCGACGAGGUUCUCAGCAACGACAAGCUGCGAACUCCCCUCACGCAGCUCGUCUCGUCCAGCCUUCUCGACGAUACUCAUAACAACGUGCGGGUAGCAGCGGCGUCUCUGCUGUUCAACAUCGCCUUGGCAAACAGUCGCAAGAGACAGGAUGGACCGGGUGACGUGCUCCCGCAGGACGAUCAGAUCGAGCUGGCAGUAUCCAUUCUGGAGGCCAUCGCCCAGGAGGAGGCUUCGGGCGACGCGCUGGAAGGUAUGCUGUUGGCCUUGGGAUAUCUUGCGUAUCGGAUGCCGCUUGACGGUGAGCUUUCGGAUCUGUUGAGAACGAUGGAUGCUGAGAACAGCAUCCUGGAAAAGAAGAAGGCAUUCCCAGAGCUGAAGCUGAUCGAUGAGGUCGGGGGCGAACUGUUGGGCAAAGGAUUGAAUACGCCGUAG